Nelumbo nucifera (sacred lotus) is the source of this 4744-nucleotide messenger RNA. Lineage: Eukaryota; Viridiplantae; Streptophyta; Magnoliopsida; Proteales; Nelumbonaceae. The record is from RefSeq and is a predicted model, not a curated record.
UUGUUUUUAUUAUUCAACUGAGAAAUGAUCAUACCGGUCUGGUAUAUUCUCUUCUAACACUAUGAAUUUGAUAGUCUCCACUCUAUAUCUUUGUGUGUAUCGUUGGACGUAAAAGCACUCAGAGACCUUGCCGCUUGAAGUCACUAACUAGACAAGAGAGACAGAGAACGCAAGGACAAAGAAAGCUCAGUAGGUUAGCAGAGAAGUAUCUUCUCUGCAGGUCUGCCAUGGUUGGCUGGUUCCAAAUGGAAUGAUGGAUGGGAUUUGGGGAGGGUAUUGGCCUCUCUGAAUUCCAAAUACUUCCCUUUUCUUGGGUGGCCACUGUCUGUGAUCAGCUUCUUUGGCGAAGAAAGAACGGGACGGGAGAAGAGAAAAAGAACGACGUAAAGCUAUUGAUCCAGCUCUGGGUCGAGCUUCUUUGAUCACUUCGUUCUCUAGGCUGGGAAUUCAAGCUUCUUUGAGUCUGCAGUUUGCUCGACUGUAUUUACAGUUGGAUUGGUUACCAUUAGAACAGGUUUGGCAGCAGAGUUGAGUGAAUUCAGCAUCUCUUUCAACUCUUAUCUAGUCAAGGUUGUUAAGAUUUCCACUUGUGAACCUUCAAGUUAUUUUGGUGGCUUGGCUGUAACGUGGCUCGAAUCAAACUGGAUAUGUUCUCUAUUGGUUGAGAGAAUGCUUUUCUUUGGGCAAAUCUCCUUUGGCAUUAAAGUGUUUUGGUGUUUUUGAGGGCACAUCUCCUAUGUUGAGAAGCUAUAGAGAACUUUAACUGUUGAUGCAAUAAAUCUCAGGAGCAGUAGAUUAUUGAUCUUUCAAGAAAGAUCUUUGGCAGUACAUGAGUACUUGAGAACACUAAAACUUCAGUUGGAAUUAUUUUUCUCAGGGAAUUUGAUAACAAACUUAAAAGAUUCAGAUCUGUUGGGCAAAUCCCCUUUGGAAGUGAUAACUUUUUAAAGCAAGUUUAUCUGUUAUUGGGCAGAUCUCCUUUGGCAUUUAUUCUUGUGGUACUUCAUUCCAGUACCUGCACAAACAUCCUUCAGCAGUCAGUCCUUAUGUCCACAUAGCUAGGGGUGUUGGGCAAAUCUCCUUUGGCAACUAGACCUGGUGGAAACUUUAUCCCUGAUUGUUCAGAAAAACGUGGGCAACUGUCCUAGUGGAAAAUCUCCUUUUGGUAGUUGUUUCUUGAAUAUUUAACAGCAGCUGUUUGGAGAAUCUCCAUUUGCAGCUAAUCCUUGUGGAGAUCUCUGGUUGCUGGGCAAAUCUUCUUUGGCACUUGGAAUUUUCAAAACGAGGUUUUCUGUAGUGCACUACUGUUACUAUUUCUCAUUUGAUGUUGAAGUUGAAUACCAACUACAGAUCCCUAUUGCAGUCUAUACAAUACAAUAUCUGAAAGAUUGGGCUUCAGGUGUUGCUGUUUAAAUUUCUUCAACAGUAAAUUUGAAGGCAUCUAAAAGAUGGAAAUUCUCCUUAGUGAGUCGGAUUGUGAAAGCUUCAGUGAGAGUAGUGGCAGUGAUUAUCAAGAUGACAUUGAAUCCAUGUAUGGUGGGAAGGCUCAGAGCAUUUUAUCAAACCUGGAGGAGAGCAUUGAAAAGAUUGAUGAUUUCCUUGCAUUUGAAAGAGGAUUUUUACAUGGGGACAUUGUAUGCUCAGCAACCGAUCCGUCUGGGCAGAUGGGAAGAGUGAUGGAUGUGGAUAUGGUUGUGGAUUUAGAAACUGUUUGUGGUGAAGUUAUAAAAAAUGUAAACAGUAAGAACCUUCUAAGGAUCUGCUCUUUCUCAUCGGGAGACUAUGUAGUUCAUGGGCCAUGGCUUGGAAGAGUUCACAAAGUAGUUGAUCGGGUCACUAUUGUAUUUGAUGAUGGGGCAAAAUGCGAGUUAACUGCAGCUGGUCCAGAAACUCUCCUACCUAUGUCUUCCAACUUGCUUGAUGAUGCACAGUAUCCUUAUUAUCCUGGUCAAAAUGUCCGUGCUAGCUCUUCCACUAUUUUCAAGACAGCAAAGUGGCUGUCUGGUGUAUGGAAGGAAAACCGGUAUGAAGGUACUGUGUGUCAUGUGGAAGCAGGAUUGGUAUAUGUUGAUUGGGUUGCAUCUGCUAUUGUCGGUUAUGACAUGAAUCUCCCUGCUCCUUCUUGUCAGCAGGAUUCGAAGGACCUAACUUUAUUGUCCUGCUUUCCUUAUGCUAAUUGGCAGCUGGGUGAUUGGUGUUUACUUCCAGUUGAUGAUCAGAGGGGUACUCAGGAGCAGGUUUUUCUUAAUUUUGAUAUUCAAAGUCUUACCAACUGGAGGAAAAGAUUACAACAACAACAAAUUGAUCUCAAUCUCUGUUUUCAAGAAAUGUAUGUUAUCGUGAAGAUAAAAACUAAAGUUGAUGUCCUAUGGCAGGAUGGUAGCCACUCAAUUGGCUUAGAUUCACAGUCCUUGUUCCCAGUAAACAGUGUUGGUGAUCAUGAAUUUUGGCCUGAACAACUUGUUCUUGAGAAGUGCACCAAUGAUGAUUUACAUGUUUCUAGUGGCCAAAGAUUGGGUAUUGUGAAAAGUGUGGAUGCAAAGGAACGGACUGUGAAUGUAAAAUGGAGAACUCCAUUUGUUCAAGCAAUUGACUUGGGCAUAGAGUGUGUUGAGGAAACUGUGAGUGCAUAUGAACUGAUUGAGCAUCCUGAUUGCUCUUAUUCCCACGGGGAUGUUGUUUUCAAAUUUAAAAAGAAUAAUAUUCAAGCUGAAGGCAUGAAUGAAAACCAUGACAAUCACCUGAAAACUGACAUGGAAAAGUGUUCUUUUCAGCUGUCAGGAGAGAGCCAUCUUAAAAGUAAGGACAAUAUAGAGGAUUGUGACCACUUCACUAAUAAUUGUUAUCUAUCCUGCAUAGGAAUAGUUACUGGGUUUUUCAAUGGAAGCAUUGAAGUGAGGUGGGCCAAUGGUCUUACAUCUAAGGUUGGGCCUUAUGAAAUUGUUGGAAUUGAAAAAUCUGAGGAAUCAGAAUCAGCUGCAACUCAUGUGCCAUAUGAUGGAGCUAUUGAGGAUAGUUUGAGUAAAGGCAUGCUUGAUCAUGGCAAACAAUCUUCGGAAUUGAAAGAAAAGGUACUAUUCAUGCAGGUGCCAGAGAAGGCUUUUGAAGCUGUUGGUGAAGAAUGCAAGAAAGAUAUAUUUGAAACUAGUGUCUUUUCUUUUCCGCGAGCUGCUAUUGGGUUUUUCUCAAAUGUUGCUGCAAGUUUAUUUGGUUCCUGUGGUUCCAUUUCACUUUCAGGCUCAAUGAAUUCCAGUCAUUUUGGUGGUCUCAUUGGAAAAUGCAAACCUGAUCUCAACAGGACACCUUUAGAAAACAUGGCCAAAUCAGGAUCUCUCCAUGAGAAAGAAGAGCUUAAAUAUUGCAAUGUGAACAUUGAGGGACGACCUUCAGUUGUGGACGAUCUUCUGAAAUUUAGAGAGACAAAUUUGAAACAGAAGAUAGAAAAGGAUCAAGGGGAAAAAGGGUUAAUUCAAUCAGGCAGUGAGAAUUUGGUACUUUUUAAGCAAUUUGAUAUUGUAAGUAAUUGCAAAGACCACCAUUUUGUCAAUGGUUCUGGAAAGGAAUUGAUAUUGUCUCAGAUGAAAAAAUGUUGGUUGAGAAAGGUACAGCAAGAGUGGAGCAUUCUAGAGAAAGAUCUUCCUGAUACAAUCUAUGUUCGCAUUUAUGAAGAAAGGAUGGAUCUUUUGAGGGCGGCCAUUGUUGGGGCACCUGGAACUCCAUAUCAUGAUGGCCUCUUCUUCUUUGACUUUUUCCUUCCUCCAGAUUAUCCCCAUGAACCACCUUUGGUGCACUACAAUUCUGGAGGGCUUCGUCUCAACCCAAAUCUGUAUGAGUCAGGAAGGAUCUGUCUCAGUCUCCUCAAGACAUGGACAGGCACAGGCACAGAAGUAUGGAAUCCAGUAAACUCCACCAUUCUUCAGGUCCUCCUUUCCCUCCAGGCACUUGUACUUAAUGAGAAGCCAUACUUCAAUGAGGCGGGAUAUGAUAAACAUAUAGGAAGAGCUGAGGGAGAGAAAAAUUCUGUUACAUAUAAUGAGAAUGCUUUCCUUCUCUCUUGCAAGUCCAUGCUAUACGUUCUACGAAACCCACCCAUGCAUUUUGAGGCCCUGGUGGAAGAGCACUUCCGAAGUCGCUCACGCUCCAUUCUCCUCGCUUGCAAGGAAUAUAUGGAAGGUUGCCCAGUUGGCUGUGCAUUUGGACGUGGAGUGGCUGAGCAAGAAACUCAAAGGCGCAGUUCCACAGGUUUCAGGAUCAUGCUAGCAAAGAUUUUCCCCCAACUUGUUAAGAGUUUUACAAACAAGGGAUUCGAUUGCAGCCAAUUCAUUGAUCCAGGGAAUGGUGUGGAAAAAUAAGUAUGUAAUCAUUAAGGUACUUGUCGUAGACAUAUCUAAGAUGCUAAAGGUUGUACUUUCUGUACUCGUGUACCUUAGUUCCAAAAGAAUUCUGGAAAAAAGAGAGAGAAAAGAAGUUAUGCAUGGUUGACAAAGAAUAAAGAUAGCUGUUAUGUCUCUGCCCACUCAACCAGCAAAGAAAAAUGUAUUCAUUUUUAUUACUGAGGUUUGUUGCAUACUUGCAUAUGCUGAAUUAAUUAAGUAAAUAACCAAGAAGAACAUGGUGAUGUAACUGUGUUGCAUAAUGGUCUGUUGAUUACUUUAUGGGUGUUGAGGGACGAUUAUUUAACUCAACGGGAGAUGUAACUAUGUUGCUUGAUGGCUUGUUAGUAGAUUAAUGAUAUUAUUUUGGA